UCUAAAAAAUUAAAAUAGCAAACCCUAACCCGAAGCCCUUCGGGAAACCACAGCAAGAACGAAAGGGGAUUCAAGAUUCCCUCGACUUACCCUUCCGUCGUUCUCCCGAUCUCUCCCUCUCUCUUGAAGCCCGCUAUAGAUCCGCUUCAGUCUCUCCAGGUAAAGAGAAGAGAUAUUGGGAGUUAGAGAAAUGAGACCAAGGAAUAAAUGCUUUCUUGGGAAAUGAAUAGUGGGGGCUAUGAUAUCUAAGAAAGUUGCCUCAUUUGCAGAAGAGACGUGAUGGCUUCUGUCUCUAGUCAGCCCCAGUUCCGCAAUGCCCAACCACCAUCUAAAGUAAUUCAUCUGAGAAAUCUGCCAUGGGAGUGUACUGAGGAAGAGCUAAUUGAAUUAGGAAAGCCAUUUGGCAAGAUUGUCAAUACAAAGUGCAAUGUAGGAGCUAACCGGAAUCAGGCAUUUAUUGAAUUUGCAGAUUUAAAUCAAGCAAUUGCAAUGAUUUCAUAUUUUGCUUCAUCUGCGGAACCAGCAGAGGUACGUGGGAAAACUGUCUACCUCCAAUAUUCCAACAGGCAAGAAAUCAUCAAUAACAAAACUACGGCAGAUGUUCCAAGCAACAUAUUGCUAGUGACAGUUGAGGGUGUUGAAGCGGGUGAUGUCAGCAUUGAUGUUCUGCACCUGGUCUUCUCAGCUUUUGGAUUUGUUCAUAAGAUUGCUACUUUUGAGAAAACCGCUGGUUUCCAGGCACUAGUUCAAUUUUCUGAUUCUGAAACUGCAUCUACAGCAAAAAAUGCCCUGGAUGGUAGGAGUAUUCCUAGAUACUUGCUUCAAGAACAUGUUGGGCCUUGUACCCUGAGGAUAACUUUUUCUGCACAUACAGAUUUGAAUGUCAAGUUUCAGAGCCACAGGAGCAGGGACUACACAAAUCCUUAUCUUCCAGUUGCUCCAUCAGCUAUUGAUGGUAGUGGACAGGCAAGUCAACUGACACUUGGUAUUGAUCAGGAUGGUAAGAAGCAAGAACCAGAGAGCAAUGUUCUUCUUGCAUCGGUUGAAAAUAUGCAGUAUGCUAUUACCAUUGAUGUUCUUCACAUGGUCUUUUCUGCAUUUGGUACUGUUCAAAAGAUUGCUGUUUUUGAGAAGAAUGCUGGAUUGCAGGCCCUAAUUCAGUACCCUGACAUUCAAACUGCUAGGAUUGCCAGGGAAGCCCUCGAAGGACACUGUAUCUAUGAGGGAGGUUUUUGCAAGCUUCAUCUGACAUAUUCACGCCAUACCGAUCUAAAUGUAAAGAUUAACAAUGAUCGAGGCAGAGACUACACUGGAGGGAACACUGCCUUGUUGAACCAGCAGCCCUCGAUUCUUGGUCCUCAGCCAGUUCAAAUGCUUGGCGGGACACCUCCAUACAACAGUGGUCCAUAUCUACCUUCAAAUGCAAUAAUGGAACCUCAGCCUGCAGCAAGCUGGGAUACAGGAACUGGCAAAGUAUCUCCUUUACCUGUCCAACCGCAGAAUCAAAUGUAUGUGCAUCAUGGGGCUGUCCCUUCAGGUGUAGGUCCUCAGAUGGUGCCCUUGCCAGGUCGAGGAAGCCAGCUGGGCCUGCCGCCGCCAGGCAUGAGUCAUCAGAUGGUGCCACUGCUUGGCCAAGGCAGCCAACAAGGGGCCAUGCCGCCAGGCAUGAGUCCUGAGAUGAUGCAAUUGCCAUUGCCUGGUCAAGGAAGCCACCAGAGGGCCAUGCCUUUAGGUACGGGUACACAGAUGAUGCAGUACCAUGGUCAAGUAAGUCGACAGUUCCCCAUGCCGUUCUCGCUGCCUUACGGCCGUUGAGUUGAGCAACCUUCGCAAUGUUACAGUCUUCUACACCUGCUAACUACCAUUGCCCGGUCUUCAUGCACCAAGAUCUUGUUUGUUGUUCUCCUGUUACUCUUGUAAUUCUUCGUUCUUAAUGUUGUUGCGCAUCCCAUGUGUCUCGAAAUGGAUGCAUUGAACAGUGAUGCGAGUUGCAUGCACAAGACUCAUGAUGUAACCGAUACAAGCUUAAAUUGAAAGUUAAAAACUGAUCUCUCAUCAAGAUGUA
Molecule: messenger RNA, 2065 nt
Organism: Phoenix dactylifera (date palm)
Lineage: Eukaryota; Viridiplantae; Streptophyta; Magnoliopsida; Arecales; Arecaceae
Product: polypyrimidine tract-binding protein homolog 2
Molecular function (GO): RNA binding
Source: RefSeq, a predicted model, not a curated record